UGAAGAUUACAUUUUACAAUUUACAUCGAUUAACUUAGAUUUUUAUUUACGUGGUAAAACUGUAAUAGAGUACAUUUUAAGUAAUGAAGAAAAAUCUGUGUAUCUUCUUCUUCAUAAUCUGUUGACUUAUGUUUAUUCACAAUUAAAAUUUUUGACUAGAGUGCGCGAGUGGAAAGUAGUAGGACACUGGACAGCCACAGUUGGUCGCAGUCCACACCCGCAGACCGCAGUGAAAUUUCAAGUUACACUUUGUAGACACAUUUUAAGACUAAGGAACAAUAGUACGCUUUAAUAUUUGCUAGUCAUAUUGAUCAGCUGUGUUCAAUAUAAUGUCGCACUUACUUACGAAAAGCGGUUUAUCUCAGGAUGAGAAACUCCUAAUGCCAUUCACAUACAUCCAACAAGUGCCAGGCAAGCAGAUAAGAGCCAAAUUAACUGUAGCCUUUAAUUAUUGGCUUCGGGUGAGUGAUGAAAAAUUAAAGGCUGUUGGAGAGAUUGUUCAAAUGCUGCACAACUCCAGUUUACUUUUGGAUGACAUAGAAGACAACUCAAUUCUGAGGCGAGGCAUUCCAGUUGCCCAUUCUAUAUAUGGAGUGGCUAGUACAAUUAAUGCAGCCAAUUAUGUUAUGAUAGUUGCACUUGACAAGACAUUGAAAUUAGGGCACCCUUUGGCAACUACAGUAUACACUGAACAGUUACUAGAGCUACAUCGUGGUCAGGGUAUGGAGAUAUACUGGAGAGAUAAUUUUCAGUGUCCUUCUGAGGAUGAAUAUAAAGAGAUGACAAUGAAAAAGACGGGAGGUCUAUUUAUGCUGGCCAUUCGAUUGAUGCAGCUCUUCUCCGAGAACAAGUCUGACUUCAGCCGACUCUCAUCUAUCCUUGGCCUUUACUUCCAGAUCAGAGAUGAUUACUGUAAUCUCUGUUUACAAGAGUACUCCGAGAAUAAAAGCUACUGUGAAGAUCUGACGGAAGGCAAAUUCAGUUUUCCAGUCAUUCACGCGAUCCGAAACCAGGAAGACGACAAUCAAGUAUUGCACAUACUCCGUCAACGCACCCGUGACGUCGAAGUAAAGCGGUACUGCAUCAAACUGCUGGAGAAAUGUGGUAGCUUCCAGCAUACCAGAGAUACCCUUAUUGCGCUGGACCGAGAAGCGAGGGCUGAGGUGGCCCGUUUAGGUGGUAACCCGCAUUUAGAAGAACUACUUGACGAGCUCCUAAGUUGGCAGUCAAACAAAAAAUAGAAAAUAAGUGUAACAUUCAUGGUUUCUACCAAAUUGUUAGCGCAGGUAAAUCAAUUUUAUUUAGGAAAAUUUAGAUUUGCUAGCAGUUGCUAAAAUUUUUAUAGUCUUAGAUUUUGACGAGAAAAUAUAUAGAAAUGCUUAGAAAAUGGAACCGUGCAAUAAAUAAAAAAUCCGAAACAAUGUGAGAAUUUUUGUGUAUGUGUCGCAGCCAACUAGCAUAAUUAGCCGUUCAAUUAACAGCCUAGCCUUUUAACUAAAUGGCGCCGUUUAACUAACGGCCUGAAAGAUCAGCCGUAGCCUUUGUUGCAACAUUUAAUAAACUGGUUGGCUAAUGCUUACGAUCAGUCAUUAUUUGGCAGAAAUGAAAAAGAUUAAACAUAUGACAUGAAAUUUUUUUUUAAAUUAAACUGCUUAAGUCAAAUUCACAUUAUUGUUGUCUUUACACUCUUCCUUUGUACUUGUUGUUUUUCAUGAAACAUUCGAAAGCACCAUCAAAGUUGUAGUUUGCCGACGCCAUAUUGACAGUCAGUCAACAGGCUAGGCAAGUAAUGGAACGUCAUUGAUCCAAGUCAUUUGCCUAGCUGUUUGAUCAACUGACUGAACAUCUUUCAGGCCGCUAGUUAAACGGCUAGGUUGUUAAUUGAACGGCUAAUUAAGCUAGUUGGCUGCGACAUAUGCAUAAGAUUUUACAAUACAUAUUUGAAAUUGCUUUUUCGGGUAAAAAUCUCACGAUCUUUCAAUGCGUGCUGCGGCUGAAGUAUUCGUUUGUCUGUCAAAAUUGUAUUUAUGCUUGAAUAAUGUUCGUUUGUUUUGUAAAUGCAGGUAUUUACAAAACAAACGAACAAUUACAAACAAUUUGAAAGAAAAUGAACUUAAAUUUUUUUAUUGCAAAUUUUUUUGACAACUCAACUAUUCGGUUUUGACAACCGUUUCGUUUCGUUUAUUAAUAUUUCCGUUAAUUCAGAGACAAAACAAGACUUCUGUCGAAAGGAUUUUUUUUUUAAAUUAUGAUAGCUGAUUUAAUCCGCUAAUUUUUAAGUUGACGGGGCGUUAAUUAAACGUAAGAAUAACGGAGCGUUUUAACAGAACUCGAAAAGGCUGGUUCCAUGAGAUCUACUAACGAAUUGAGGAUGUUAAUUAAGUUUUCAAUAAAUUAUUUACUUAAUAAGUACUUAAAAUACUUUUGUCAUUAAUUACUAGUUUACAUAAUAUACUAGUCACGAGAAAGUUGCUUUAGCAUUCCGUUAAUUUUAACCUAAAAGUUAAUUGUUGAAACAAAAACUAAGCGCCACUAGUAGCAGGUGCACUCUGACACUUGAAUAGCAUUUCCGACUUAAGCUUUAGUUAUUGUAAUCGUUUUUAUAUUGUUUAUUUCGUUUUUGACACAAAGUGAGUCGAUAAUAAUCCGUUACAGAGUAGCCCUGCUUUACAAUUAAUAUCUCAGUGUACUGAAAUAUUCUAAGUGUCCAUAUGGACCUCUAAUAGUGCCUAAAAGCAAUUCUGAUUCUACCUUUAAGAUAAACUUACUUUUUUGGACUUAACGGCAAAAUACUAUAAUAAUAAAAAUUUAGGAUUAAAUAUUAUUGAUACAAUAGUAUAUAUGUAUCAUCUGUAUUAUUUUCGUUUCAUUUGACUUUGAUUACAGAUUUUAAAAAUAGUGAUGAAAACAAAAGAUUAUAUCGAAGUUUCAUACUUGUUUACAGUUUAUAAUUGCCAUGUAAGAUUACAAAGGAUAAUUAAUGAUAGAGGGAAACGUAACGGCGUUAUAACGAUUAUAUAGGGGUAGAAUUUCGCGCGAACUAUGUCCACGACCACCUAAUAUAAGCGUGCGUUAGACCUUUUUUGAUAAAGUGUGAACUGUGAAUAUGGCUUGUCAGUUGUCAAUGAGACAGAUAAUUAAUCAACUAAUAUUGACAUUUCAAUGAAGCUUCGUGAUCAUUAAAUUACCGAAAUUAUGUUACCUUUUUUAAUUUUGUACCUAUUUAUAUUAGGCCACAUCGCGUUUGUUGUAAUACAACUGUAUUAUCCGGUUUUUUUUUAUAAUUUUGUCUUCAAUACAUAAUAUAAUAUCGAAAGUUAAAUAUCCUUAAAAAAAUGAAUUUAAGUACAUUAAUCUAGAUGGUAGAAUGUAGUACUUAGUUAUCUAUGGCAUUUAUAAGCUAAAGUGUACUAGCGGUGACUGCGUUACCAUGGUAACACAAACGGCCGCCAUCUUGGUAUAAUUUGUUCAAGCUGUACCAAAGACAGAUUUUUAAAGAUUGUUAUUUCUCUUGGGCUUAUUUUUAAUAUGUGCAAUUAUAGAUAAUUGUAGUUCAUAAUAAUAGUUUUAACUAUGUUUUAUUUUUAAAUUUAAUACAGUUUUUCUCACACCACUGCAUAUUUGUUUUAUAUAUUAAACACAAAGAGCGUUACAAAACAAUGAUUGAAAUACAGUGUAAACUCUAUGUAACGUCCCGCGAUUUAACGACGAACUCCCUAAAGCGUCACGAUCCAGUGGCUUUGGUUGGUUUCGCUUGUCGUCCAUGCAAUGAUACUCUACAUAUCAUUACACCCACUCUCAAUAACGACAAUAAUUGAGAAAUAAAGUUCUUAAGAGUAAGAAAUUAGUAAAACUGCGCAGCUGUGUUCUUUUGUGGCUUUAUUAUCCAAGUCAGCAAUAAACUAGACUGUCGUCAUCAUGCAUACAAACCUUCUAAAAAAUCCUUCUUUUGUUUAUGAAUUGGGAUAGCUCGCACGUGUUGACUGUUGUUGACCAUGACUAAUAAGUUUGUACUCAUGGAUUAUCUAUACGUUUUUCUUUUCUCCAUUUAACGACAACUCUCUAUAACACAAUAAAAUGCACAGUUCUUUCAGUGUAGUUAUAUAGAGUUUAUACUGUAUUUGUUUUAUAUGUAAUAUUUCUUAAAAACACUAAACUAACUCGUCAUACUUAAAAGUGCUACUAAAAGUUCUGAAGCUGUAUAAGAAUGACCAAGUAUUAGAAAUAUAUGUAUGAAAAUUCUAUAUACAAAUGUAUUGUUACUAUAUAAAUAAUAUCGCUCUAUUGUAUUGAUACUGACAUGUUUCAUAUUUAUAUGUGUUAAUGCUUUGUAUUAAGAUAUUUAAAGCUGUGUGUGUUAUAAAUGAUGUCACACACGCGAUUAUUUAAAACGAUAUAAACUCGUAUUUAUUAUACUAACUCGACGUUCAAAUUUAUCUUAAUAUUAAGGUUAAUGCUUAACUAAUCAUUUAAGUAAAUAAUUGAAUUGCGUUUAUAUCCGUUUAAUGUUUUGUUUAAAUGUAGCAUAUUUUCCUGCGUAUGUCAUAGAAAAAAAAACAACAUAAAAAAAGGAAAUGUUGGUAUGUGUGUUUAUGUUAAUUAUAAUUGCUUAGCAAUAUUAAAAAUGCUUUUACUUGAAACUGACAGAUGUCUUCCAUAAUGACAAUAUGAAAAAGUGUGUAUCUUAGUAAUUAAAUUAAAUCAUAU
This is a messenger RNA of Pieris brassicae (large cabbage white), 4707 nucleotides long. RefSeq names its product geranylgeranyl pyrophosphate synthase (gene qm). Gene Ontology annotation, biological process: isoprenoid biosynthetic process. The record is from RefSeq and is a predicted model, not a curated record. Gene Ontology annotation, molecular function: prenyltransferase activity. Bases 330 to 1241 code for a protein of 303 amino acids. The transcript has 8 exons. NCBI's taxonomy places the organism in Eukaryota, Metazoa, Arthropoda, Insecta, Lepidoptera, Pieridae.